GGAAGACAUGACGGCGCUCCUCUGUGCAUCGUGCGAAUCGGUCGUGGCUCUGCUCUUAGAUGCAGGAGCCGAUCCAAAUGCCGCGGACCUGAACGGGCGGACGCCAAUCAGCUAUGCUGCCGAGAGAGGUGAUGAGUCGUCGGUGUUGCUGUUGUUGGAGAGGGGUGCGAUGAUCGAGGAAGGCCAGGAGUCGUCGCCGCUGAUGGAAGCCAUCAGCCAGCAUAGCACGGCGUUUGUCCAACUGCUCCUUGAAAAGGGCGCGGACCCGUACUCGGAUGAGUAUAGCUGCUGCGAGUAUCCUCCCCUACGACAUGCGGCAGAUCAUGGCCAAAUGGAAUUCGUGCGGCUGCUCUUGGAGAAAGAUGCAGUGUCCGCCCGAAACCAAGAAGGAUCAUAUACUCCGAGCUAUCGAUUCAGCCUGUGAGGCGGGCCAUAACUAUAUGGUCGAAUUGCUGACGAGGCAGUAUCCCUUUGGGUGCACUGACGAUGAGGAUUUGAUUCGAGAGCUCCAAGGGGUCGCGGACGAGGUUGCGGAGCGAU
Aspergillus aculeatus ATCC 16872 is the source of this 540-nucleotide messenger RNA. RefSeq names its product ankyrin repeat domain-containing protein. Gene Ontology annotation, cellular component: cytoplasm; nucleus. The coding region runs from base 8 to 424 and encodes 138 amino acids. The transcript has a single exon. Lineage: Eukaryota; Fungi; Ascomycota; Eurotiomycetes; Eurotiales; Aspergillaceae. The record is from RefSeq and is a predicted model, not a curated record. Gene Ontology annotation, molecular function: protein binding.